AUGCCUCAACUUGGUCAAAUCAAGUCACUUUCUACCGAUAUGGAUUAUAAGUUCACGUAUAGUGAUGACACUUCUGCUUUUGUCUACUACGACCUUGUCAUUUUAAAACACGACACGAGCGAGAAGGCGUCGUAUAUCGUGAGGGUGUGGCUUGCUAAGCUAGGUGACGCUAAGUCUUCGUCCGAUAAUGAUGCGAAACCGACACAAGUGACAAUUUCCGAUGUUGUUUAUGAUCUGUACACGGGACACAACGGCAAUGCCCCUGAAUACACUUUUGUGGUCACGAUGAAGACUCAUAACUUUCAUGGUAAUCUAAUGGAUUUUAUCAACUACCUCACUAAGGCAAAGUCGCUUGACUCGUCACACUACCUGGCGACUAAUCUGGCGGGCAUACAAGUCUUUGACAGUACGCAAGGCACUACGACCAUGUCCAAUUUCUCGGCUUCUAUCCAGCUUGCAUAG
Molecule: messenger RNA, 462 nt
Organism: Peronospora belbahrii
Lineage: Eukaryota; Oomycota; Peronosporomycetes; Peronosporales; Peronosporaceae
Source: the annotation of a GenBank genome assembly